AUUGUCUGUUUGACAAAGACAAAUUAUUGUUAAUUGGGGUUUUCAUUCUCUCUCUCUCUCCUCUUCUCAUUUUCAUUUCUCACACUUCAAACAAGGCCUUGUUUGCCUCUGCAAAUCUACCUAUAUAUAUAUAUAUGUAUGUAUGUAUGUAUCUAUUUAGGGAUGAUCAGUUUCAAGAGUCUUUGAAGAAAAAGAGAAUUAGGGUUAUCUGUGUGUGACUGUAUUGUUUUAGAGAGAGAGAAAGAUAUAUAUAUAUAUAUAUAUAGAGAGAGAGAGAGAGAGAGAGAGAGAGAAGUGGGAUUUUGUUUUUGUUUAUGUUUAUGAUUGGGAUUAGUUUUUAUUUGAGUGUGGUUUUGUAAAUUUGGAGUGACAAAUGAUGGCUGGAAACCCUAAUUGGUGGAGCAUGAUCAAUGGCAUGCAUCCACAACCUCAGCUCACUAAUUCUCAUCACCACUUUCUCUAUGGCAACCCUAACCCUAAUUAUUCUCCUCCGCCGCCGCCGUCGUCGUCGAUUACCGGCUCGAAUUCGGCUCCCGAUCAUCAUCAUCACCAAGAUCAAGAGCAAGAUCAAGACCAAGAACAUGAUCAUCAUCCCUCCCAAGAUUUCCCCACUGUUAGGUCUUGGAGCCAAUUACUUCUGGGAGGAUUGGGAGAUGAAAGAUUUGGGGGCAAUCUGUUCCAGCAGAAGAGAUUGGAGAAUUGGGAAGAUCGAGUUCUGAAUAAUUUGAAUCCAUCUUUUGCUAGGGUUCCACCUCCUGCAGAUCAUGUCAAGCAAGAAUUUUCUGCUCAAUUCUUCGAAAAUCAUCAAAAUAAUAAUGACCAGUUUCACCAAAAUCGAUCUUCUUGGCCUCAUACUCAUCUUCAUCAUCCACAAAUUUCUUCCCCAAACAAUAAUAAUAAUUCUUCCACAACCCCUAUUAGAAACAGCUUCCUGAAUUUCUCCAACUCCAAAUCGACAACUCCGCCGCCGCCGACGACGACGACGACGACGAAAGGGAGGAAGCACCACCACAAUCAAGAUCAUUCAUCUGAGGGCAACAGCACAAGCAGUGGAGGAGUACAACCAAAGAAGCCUAGAGUACAACAGUCUUCAGCCCAGCCAGCUCUCAAGGUGAGAAAAGAGAAGUUAGGGGAUAGAAUAACUGCACUUCACCAACUCGUUUCCCCUUUUGGAAAGACUGACACAGCUUCUGUCCUCUCUGAAGCCAUUGUCUACAUUAGAUUCCUCGAGGCUCAAAUUGAGGCACUGAGCUCUCCAUACAUGCGCAAUGGCAGUGGAAAUAACAGUAUUCAUCAUCACCAACAUUCUCUGGAUUGUGAGGGGGGCCCGGGAGUUAAGGACCUGAGAAGUAGAGGGCUGUGUCUGGUCCCGACCUCCUGCACUCAGAACGUGCCGGGAAGCACCGAUCACGGCGGCGCCGACUACUGGGCGCCGCCGGCGUACGGCGGCGGAGCAUCGGCGUUCUGAUCGAUAUAUUAUCAAUCUGAAGAAACGAAAGAAUGAAUGUAAGUAACAUCAAGAGCAGUCAUUCGAUGGAUAAAUAUUUCCAAUUAAAUAAAAAAUAUAUAUAUAUAUGUAUUAAAAUUAGAAUGAAGAAAAGAAAUUAAAGCUUGAGUUCCCUUCU
This is a messenger RNA of Andrographis paniculata, 1625 nucleotides long. Its product is annotated as transcription factor bHLH68-like. Gene Ontology annotation, molecular function: RNA polymerase II cis-regulatory region sequence-specific DNA binding; DNA-binding transcription factor activity, RNA polymerase II-specific; protein dimerization activity. The coding region runs from base 374 to 1468 and encodes 364 amino acids. The transcript is spliced from 7 exons. Gene Ontology annotation, cellular component: nucleus. The record is from RefSeq and is a predicted model, not a curated record. NCBI's taxonomy places the organism in Eukaryota, Viridiplantae, Streptophyta, Magnoliopsida, Lamiales, Acanthaceae. Gene Ontology annotation, biological process: regulation of transcription by RNA polymerase II.